This is a messenger RNA of Paramecium tetraurelia, 903 nucleotides long. RefSeq lists its product as uncharacterized. The transcript has 3 exons. Lineage: Eukaryota; Ciliophora; Oligohymenophorea; Peniculida; Parameciidae. The record is from RefSeq and is a predicted model, not a curated record.
AUGAAUAAAGAGAAAGAUAACUAGGAACUAUUAAUAGGAAAGGAUUGGGAAGGAAACCAAAUUCAUAUUCAUCACAAUGAUCUUCAUAAGGCAGAAUAUGUUGACGUUUAGGCUAUGUUGAAUGAUACCUUAGAUAAAUUGGAUAAAAUAGAGAAGAUAGAAAUAUUUAUGACCUUCCUUAACUUUACUACAAAAGCCUUAUCACUCUACCUCGUCCUCAUUUAUUAUGAUACAGUUUUCAAAUACGAUUCUCUAUUGCUAUUUAGUUAUCUCUUAUAUGCUCUGCUUGAGGUGGUGGCUUUUGGAGCUGCAUUUGCAGUUGUUUUGAGUGCUCGUAUAAUUUCAGCCUUGUUGGGAGUGAACGUAUUCUAUUUAGACAGCUUCAUUUAUUUACCCAUCUUGUAUUCUGUAUUUAAGUUUUGCUUUGUGGUAACAUUUCUUGUUUAAUCAUUGACCGUGGUGAUCUUUUCUAAGUUUUCCCAUUGGGUGUUCCCUUUAGUUUUGGUAUAAGAAGCAAUUGAAAUAUUAAAAUAGAUAGCCUCCCUGUUUGUGACUCUGAUAUUGCAGGUUAGUCGAUUGAUCCUGAUGGUGGGUGGGAAGGUCAGUUCCAUAUCGAAGUGUUUUGAUACCAACUGGAUAUUUAAGAUAUUGGCUCCUGAGAAUUGGCAGAAGAGUUACCAAUUGACAAGGAAUAUGCUGUAUCAAUUUUUGAAUAUCUUCGAGGAACUCAACCCAGAAUACAAAGAAUUUAUACAGAAGGGUUACAAGUAUCAGAAGCAAGUGAUCGAAUUGAAGGAGGACAUCGAAUGGGCCAAAGAUUUCAUCAAGAGAUCGAUCAUAGAAAAUAACGAUGUUCCAGGCAAUACUACUUCUAAUAGAUAAUCUCUUGCCGUACAACAUUGA